ACUCAUCCUCUCUUUUCUAGCUCUCUCUUGCGCCUCGUCCACUCCCUCCCCCCUCCGACAUCUCUCGCUGGGAUCUUGCUGAUAUACUCAAUCCUCCUUCGGCCGCGUCUCGUUUUCCCUUGAAUCGACGCAGGAACUUAAAGUUAUCCAUGGAUUUCGUUUCCCCCAACCAUCAUCAGCCUAUAUUCUCGCCCCAGGAGCUGGACUCAUCUUUCUCUCCGAAUAGUAUCGAACCAGAACAUAGCAGCUAUGAACUCUUUGGUAGUUCUUCAUCAAACGGCGCAUUUGGAUCUCAUUACCGCAGAAACGCGUCUUCCAACUCGUCAAUUGGCCAAGGAUAUGGAAUGAAUGGAGAUGGUGUUUAUUCUCAGCAGAGCUUCAAUGAUUCCGUGCCUUUCACUGGUUCCAACGGUAACAGUUACGAUAUGAUCAACAGCCUACCCUCGUCCUACAGCAGUGGAAAGAUCUCUCCACUUACUCCGAAUGAUCCUGUACAUCCUUCUUCAUUUCCUCCGCCCGCUGCUAUAAAGGAAUACAGUUCUCAAGCGUUCCACGAUUUUAAUGGCACUGAGCGUCGUAUUCCCGGCAUCUUACCCAGCAGCUACCAAUCUGAUCUUCCCGAAGACUACGUGAUGGGUGGCGUCAGCAAUGGCCUUUCAUUUUCAUCUUCUGCCAUGCAGCACUUCCAAGAGAGACUUCGUCCUUAUCAAUCUGGUCAUUCGUCUACGUCUGGCGUUCCGCCACACAUCACUUCCAGCCGUAGUCCAGACAUUCUGCGCACCGUACCUCCUCAGGUCACGCACAGUUUCAGGCCUGACAAUGGUGUAUCAUUCGAGGACGUUCCUUCAUAUAUGGGAGCAAGUGCGGCCUCGAAUGAUAUGGCGCUCCGUAUGUCCAGUGUGGAUGAACAAUUGGCCAGAGUUGGUCUACGUAACCACCCCAUGAUGGGUGUAUCCAACGAUCUGCAGACUUUCAUUCGCCCAUAUCUUGACCAAUACGUACGAACGCCCAAUCGGCUAGCAUUCGGAGAGCGAACUGUAAUCGUCAUGUCAAGUAAAGUCGCCCAAAAAUCUUAUGGGACGGAGAAAAGGUUUCUAUGCCCGCCACCGACGGCGAUAAUGAUAGGCAAUUCCUGGUGGACUGAUGUUGUUCGUCGCGGAGAUGAGUCCAAGUUGUCACCACCGCGAGUUGUGAUAUCUAUAUCAGGCGAGCCGUCGCCUCAGGAAGGUACUGUCGAGUGGACGGGUUCUUCCGGGAAGUCUUUCGAUGUGAACGACCCCCCGACUGGAACAACAUACAUUGGCCGCUGUGUUGGAAAACAACUCUUCAUUUCUGAUGUCGACGAGAAGAAGAAAAAGGUCGAAGCCCUAGUUAAGAUAACAUCUCCAGCGACCGAAGAGGAACCUGAACGGGUGAUCGGUACUUUCCCGAGUCGCCCUAUCAAAGUCAUCAGUAAACCUAGCAAAAAGCGACAAAGCGCCAAGAAUCUCGAGCUUUGCAUCAAUCAUGGUUCGACGAUAUCCCUGUUCCAUCGAUUGCGAUCCCAGACCGUUUCCACAAAGUAUUUAUGUGUGUCCGGUUCAGGAUCCUCGUUUAAGGGAUCAGAUGGCGCACCUCUCAUGGGCCUAGACCAGAGAACCAGGGCCAGCUCGCCUUCAUUCAUAGCCCGAACAGCCAGCUGGGAUCCUUUUGUCAUGUACAUUGUGGACGUGAACAAGCCUGCCGGUGGGAUUGAUGCACCGCCGCCACCGCCUCCUCAGCCAGACUAUCCAUCGCCUCCCCCAAAUGCCAUCCCGUUCACUAACAAUGGAUCACAAAUACCGAUAUAUUAUAACCAAACAGUUGUCCUACAGUGCCUAACGUCGGGCGUAGUGAGCCCGGUCUUGAUAAUUCGGAAGGUGGAUCAUCAAACCACUGUGGUUGGAGGUGGUCUCCAGGACGGCGCGAAAGGUGUUGCUGAUCACUACUGUGCUCUGGGAGAGGUCUGCGGUGAUCCUGUCUCUCAAUUGCAUAAAAUUGCCUUUGAGGUGUAUGACGGUACCAAAGGGGCCCCAGUACCUGGUACACCCGGUGUAUCUGGUGCAUUCCUAUCCUGCAUGGGGGAGAAGGUGAACACCUACCGACCUAUUGAUGGCCGACAAUGGAAUGCGGGCAACGGCGCGAGCUCGCCAGUGCUGCCUGGAUCACCUUUGAAUUCUACUGGGGGUGAUUAUUUUGGCCCGGUUGACAGUGCGCCGGGCUCUCCCUCUUCUGCGUCUGACCUCGUCUCGAACGAUGGUGGGCGUGUUAAGAAGAAACGAUCAACAUCAAGCGCAGGCGCAACCUCUCGCAACGUUGGUGGAAAGAAUCGUCGGCGGCCAAGUUCUGCCGGUUCCAUGACGUCCUCCACGCGUCGCGGGUCGUCAAGCGAUGCCGGAGGAGGCUCUGGGGCAUUGUGGCAAGUCGAUAUCGGUGAAACCAGUGUCUGGACCAUUGUGGGCACGGACCAGGUCCGUUACAACUUUUAUGUACCGCCCGUUUUGUUCGACAACCAGCAUGCGCCACAGACGGGUUCAUUCCCGGUUCCAUCCAAGCCAGUCACUCCAUUCCCGGGCGUGGUAAAAUAUCUUCCUCCUGAUCGUGCAUCAGAAGCACCGAAAACGAAUUGCCCUUCUUCUCGUGCUGUAAUGGCAAAGCCUAAUCCCCACCAGGCGAAGAUGCUGACACUGUAUGGAGAAAACUUCUCCAAGACAGAUCCGGUGGGUGUAUACUUUGGUGCGGAUCCGUCGCCAUAUGUCGAAGUUCGGUGCACAGAGGUUCUUGGAUGUCUUCCUCCCGAUGGUCCAUCCUCAGGCAUCAAGCGCCGCCCGAUUAUUCUCAUUCGGGGGGAUGGAGUUGUAUUCCCCUCUUCCACAAUGUAUCCGUGAUACUGAUACCGUAUUUAUCCCAUCUUUUUGCGCUCCCUGCUCCUGGUACUAUCUUGCUUUGUGUUGCUGCUUCUCUUCAUUUUUGUUGGA
Molecule: messenger RNA, 2996 nt
Organism: Guyanagaster necrorhizus
Lineage: Eukaryota; Fungi; Basidiomycota; Agaricomycetes; Agaricales; Physalacriaceae
Product: jkappa-recombination signal binding protein
Exons: 7
Coding region: 150-2906 (918 amino acids)
Biological process (GO): regulation of transcription by RNA polymerase II
Cellular component (GO): nucleus
Molecular function (GO): DNA-binding transcription activator activity, RNA polymerase II-specific; RNA polymerase II cis-regulatory region sequence-specific DNA binding
Source: RefSeq, a predicted model, not a curated record